Messenger RNA from Zalophus californianus (California sea lion), 4450 nucleotides. It is a transcript of the gene GPR4, whose product is annotated as G protein-coupled receptor 4. Gene Ontology annotation, cellular component: membrane. The coding region runs from base 959 to 2047 and encodes 362 amino acids. The record is from RefSeq and is a predicted model, not a curated record. Gene Ontology annotation, biological process: G protein-coupled receptor signaling pathway. Gene Ontology annotation, molecular function: G protein-coupled receptor activity. The transcript has 2 exons. NCBI's taxonomy places the organism in Eukaryota, Metazoa, Chordata, Mammalia, Carnivora, Otariidae.
GGGGGGCGGGGCUUCGGCCGGCGGCUCCUGCCCCGGGCCGGAGCGAGUCGCCGCCGGGUCCCUGAGCCGGGGUAGAGCCCAGACGUCGCCGCAGACGAGAGAGGCGCCGCCCGCCCCGUCCAGCCGCCGCGCGCAGGCACUGUAAAGUCAGCUUUGAACUGUGAGGCGGGCCACCUCAUCCCAGCUGCUCAGCUCCCACCACGACCAAGCCGGAGCCCUCCCCCUGCCCCCCCUCAAAUUCCUCACUCCAUCUGUAAUCCUCCUCCAUAAUAGCCCUUACUCACCUCCUUCCUGUUUCUUAAACACCCUUCCCGCAUUUCCCAGACGGAGGGUACCUCUUUUUCCAUAAUCUUCUCUUCAUCAGUCAACUUGUUUCCUUCUUUCUUACUGGGGUCCUAGGAAGCGCCAGCGCCCCGACUGACCUUGCCUGGUGUUCUCCACCCUCCCUAACUGUAGUCUGUCCUGUCUCAACACUAUCGCAUAUAUUUCACGCAUCUUCCACCCCCCCCAUCACUUCACUGUGGCCACACAGCACUUUCUGCAUCCUCUACAAAUGUCUCCCUCUUCCUACUGCCCGCUGAUGCCUUCGUCUCCUCCAUAAACACCCCCCUCAGGCAAUUCUUGUGCUACCCCAAAACUGCCUCAUUUACACUCUGAUUGGGUCUAUAAACACCCCCUUGACAAAGCUUUUUUUUAAUCCCACCAUCCCCUGCCCUGAGCCUCCCUCCUGUCAUAAUUCUAUCCUCUCUCCGACUUUUCCCUCUCAAGCUCUACCCUUCCCCGCCCAGGCUGGCCCACGAUUCAGGGUCACCCUCACCUCUUCCCCGUGGGCUGCCCCCCACCAUGUUCCCCUGAGCCUCCAAGGAGGGGGCUCAGGGGGCCCGAUGGCCUCCCGCCCCCUGUGGCCCCACAGCCCCCGUGGGCCAGGGGAAGUGCCUCAGAAGGCUCAGCGCCCAGGAUGGGCAACCGCACGUGGGACGGCUGCCACGUGGACUCGCGCGUGGACCACCUCUUCCCGCCAUCCCUCUACAUCUUCGUCAUCGGCGUGGGGCUGCCCACCAACUGCCUGGCCCUGUGGGCAGCCUACCGCCAGGUGCGGCAGCGCAACGAGCUGGGGGUGUACCUGAUGAACCUCAGCAUCGCCGACCUGCUGUACAUCUGCACGCUGCCACUGUGGGUUGACUACUUCCUGCAUCACGACAACUGGAUCCACGGCCCCAGCUCCUGCAAGCUCUUCGGGUUCAUCUUCUACACCAACAUCUACAUCAGCAUCGCCUUCCUGUGCUGCAUCUCGGUGGACCGCUACCUGGCCGUGGCCCACCCACUGCGGUUUGCCCGCCUGCGCCGGGUCAAGACGGCUGUGGCCGUGAGCUCCGUGGUCUGGGCCACGGAACUGGGGGCCAACUCGGCGCCCCUGUUCCACGACGAGCUCUUCCGCGACCGCUACAACCACACCUUCUGCUUCGAGAAGUUCCCCAUGGAGGGCUGGGUGGCCUGGAUGAACCUCUACCGGGUUUUCGUGGGCUUCCUCUUCCCAUGGGCCCUCAUGCUGCUGUCUUACCGCGGCAUCCUGCGGGCCGUGCGGGGCAGUGUGUCCACGGAGCGCCAGGAGAAGGCCAAGAUCAAGCGGCUGGCCCUGAGCCUCAUUGCCAUCGUGCUGGUCUGCUUCGCGCCCUACCACGUGCUCCUGCUCUCACGCAGUGCCGUCUACCUGGGCCGCCCGUGGGACUGUGGCUUCGAGGAGCGCAUCUUCUCGGCCUACCACAGCUCGCUGGCCUUCACCAGCCUCAACUGUGUGGCUGACCCCAUCCUCUACUGCCUUGUCAACGAGGGGGCCCGCAGCGACGUGGCCAAGGCCCUACACAAUCUGCUCCGCUUCCUGGCCAGUGACAAGCCACAGGAGAUGGCCAACGCCUCGCUCACCCUGGAGACCCCGCUCACUUCCAAGAGGAACAGCAUGGCCAAGGCCAUGGCAGCUGGCUGGGUGGCAGCUCCGCCCUCCCAAGCAGACCAGGUGCAGCUGAAGAUGCUGCCGCCUGCACAGUGACCCUCCACUCGUGCAGAACCCCCUCACUCCUCGAAUCUUAUCCCACACUCCCUUCCCUCCUGGUCUGAUGUAAGCAAACUGUGUGCAAAUGAGGCCGUGUUCAUAGUCAUAAGAGUAGAAGAAAACGGGAAAACAGUGAGGCUGGUGGGUCACUGCUCGGUCAUCAUCCUCUACCACGACCCCCUAACAAUUCGGCUGAACUGUACCUAGCACUGUGCUGGGUGGUGCUAGUGACACAGCGGUGACGAAUGACAAUCCUGGCCCUCCUUCACAUGCUCCCACUCCAAUGGGGGAGACAGACCUGUCCCCAGACAGGGAUGACCCAGAGUGGAUGGGGCUCAUGCAGGGGUGCCCUGAGGGCAUCUGACCCAGGCUGAGGGUCAGGGAGGGCUCCCUGGAGGAGGGGACAAGUAAAUUAAGUCAAAUAUUCGGUUUCCAGAAGGUAACGACAUAAAGAAAGAGAAAAAAAAGGAUUAUUUCCAACAAGGAGGUAAAAUCUGGGGACUGAAGGGGAAGAUGGGAGAAGAAAUUCACCGAGGGGUAGAGUGGUCAUUUUCGCCCUUGGGAAGCCCUUAGUCAUCUAAGGGAGUGAGGGCAAGAAGAGCGAGUGUGAGUUUCUAGAUAAACAGCAUUCUCCAAGUCAGGACUGAGGGGGGAGGCAGACUCAGGACCCAAGUGAAAGGCAAUCGGGGCAGACCAGCUGGAGGAGAGCUGAGCAGGGCAGGCUUGGGAAGGGGCUCAGGACAAGAGAAGGGUAUUUAUUCAUUCAUUCAUUCAACAGAGAUUUAUUUAUAUUCACUCUUGGCCCAGCCCUGUGCUGGCUGGGGCUGGGGACGCAAGGGUGACCGAGACAGCCCAGGCCCCCACCCUCAUGGGGCUCAUGGUAAACAAGGAAAUAAAAAUAAAUAUAAUGUUUGGAAUUGAUAAGUGUCCUGGGGAAAAAGAAAGCCGAUUGAGGGGACAGAGAAUGACAUGGACUCGGAUCUAGAGGUCAGGGGAGGGCUCGCUGGAAGGUGACACUGGAACAAAGAGCAGGUGUGUGUGUGGGGGUGGUCAGCCCUGUGGCUGUCAGGGGGAAGAGGACUUUGGGCAGAGGGAACAGUAAACGCAAAGCCUCUGGAGUGAGAGAGUACCUGAGUUUUGAGGGAGAGCAAGUGGAGUGGUGCAGCUGGAGCAGGGGGAGGCCGGGAGGGUGAGAGGAAUGACUGAUGAUUGAUGGGACUGGCAAGGUACUGGCAAGGGACCGGCCGAUCUUUUGAUCCGGGCUUUGUAGGUACUGGGGAGGACUUUGCCUUUUAAUCUGAAAUAAAGGAGAGCCACAGGAGGGCUCUUGGCAGGGGCGGGAUGGGAUCUGACUUAAAUGUUAACAGGAUCCCGGCGGCCGCUGAGUGGGAAACAGAAUAUGGGAAGGGCAGCAGCCUGGAGGCCAGUGAGGCCAGCGAGAGGUGACUGCAGUAGUCCAGGCGGGAGAUGUGGGCAGCUGAACCGGGUGGGGGUGGGGUGGGGUGAGCAAGGAACAGUGGUCAGCUUUGGGAUUUAUUUUGAAGGAAUACUUCAAAAUGAUGGAGGAAGCACAGGGCCUUUUGGGAUUAUGUAACACGAGCCCCUUGCCCAUCCUGAGGAAAGGGUUGACCAGGGGGCCCGAACUGGAAGGACUUCUGGGAAUGAUCCCAGGCCCUAUUCCAGGGCGGUCACCGGAGAGGCCAAAUGACUAGGCCAGGGUCACACAGCUGGUGAGUCAGCGCGGGGGUUAUCCUGGGCUCCCUCUCCCCUCUCCAUCUCUGCCUCUAUUCCCAUGCCCCAGGGUGGCUGAGGCUGCCUGCCUUGGCUGAUGGGGUCACGCUCCCUCUCUCCUGGCCCUCAGGGAUCACCAGGAAUGGGCAUCCUUCCAUAACCAGGCUGGAGAGCCAGAGCAGGCACCCAGCUCUGGACAGGCCUCGCCCUUUCUGACAGGUCACCUCCCUCCCUUCCUCCCAAUGGAUGUGUAACAGGCUCCAAGCUCCUGAUGAGAUGUGAAGAUCCUCCUCCCCCACACACACACCCUCCUGUCCCAGAAGUUCCCAGAAGAGGUUUCUGGAAACCCUUCUCAGAGAAAGGAAGAGGAGGGAGGAGGGGAGUGAGAAAAAAAAUGAACCUAAUGAGGAAGAUGGUUUUGCAGGAGGGGGAGGUGACUGAGACGCAGGAAGUUGGGGCUUUGGUAUUGGGUGCCGAGAGAAAAGAGGGAAGCCUGGGAUCUAUGGGGCUUAGUAAUUUUCCCGCCGCAAAGCCAUAAAGCUGCUGGGAUGGAGCUGUAAGGCCAGAACCUUUUGGAACACAGUCCCCUCAGAGAAUCAGAUGAAAGCCUGAACUCUACUCCUCCACCAAAUGCUCAUUCCCAUUCAUUCGAUAAAUAUUUAUUGAGCA